Messenger RNA from Ambispora leptoticha, 1112 nucleotides. The record is from the annotation of a GenBank genome assembly. NCBI's taxonomy places the organism in Eukaryota, Fungi, Glomeromycota, Glomeromycetes, Archaeosporales, Ambisporaceae.
GUCGUUCCUCUCUCUCAGAUUCGAUUUCUAGUACUGCAUCUGUGGGACGGAAAAGGCGAAUUGAAAAGUUAAUAGAAAUCGCAGAAAGCAACAAAAAACAGAAAAUUGAUGGGAAAUUAGCAUUCAGUGAAUUUGGCAAGGCUUCUACUAGAGUAUUUGAUGCGUUUGGAUUGGAUCAAUUUGGACCUGAUAGAUUUGAACCACCAUCUGUAACGCUGCCUGAUACUUUGGUGGAUAAAACCUUCGAGGAAUUAACGGCAAGUGUUCAAUUGAAUUUUGUAGCGCGAGUGACUCUGUUGGGUUCGAUGGCUUCAGGAAAAGAGAGAAAGCGAGAGAGAUUUAUUGACGUGUUCUUGUUUAGAAUUGCUGAACAUGUAGGCGAUGUCAAAAUUUUUCUUGAACAAGAGUUGAAUGGGAUCGAAGUUCCUGCGAAUGACAAUGUGGAGUAUGUGAUAAUGGUUAAGGAAAAAAUCAUACUUUUACUUGAAGCGAAGGCGGACGAUUUUGCUAUGGGAAGAGCUCAAAAUUAUGUGGAAUGUGAAGUUGGAUACGAGAUAAAUUGCGGACGUCAGUCGCAUAUUUAUGGUAUAGUGACAAAUUCAGCCCAGUGGUACUUUAACAAACUUGACAGCGACAGUGUGAAAGAGUGCAUAGAGCCUAUAUACUUUGAUAAUAAUGGUCUACCUACAAAGAAUUCGGAAUACCCGUAUAUGGAAAUUUAUAAUUAUAAUGGUUCAACUGAAUAUGAAAAAGCCAUGCGUUUCUUGGAGAUAGGUUGCAAUUGUGGUUGUUCAAAAAAGAUUUCGAGAGAGAGGUUUGCUGAAUUACGUGAAGCGUUUCAAGCGCUCUCUAGAUCUGAACAAGAUAUAUUUUUAAUGGCCCAGUUGAAAGCAAUGAAUGGCGGAGAAAUAACUGCCAGUCGACGAAUUGGUCGCACUCACUUCGAAAACGUCAGAAACCAUCUAGCAGCGAAUGGUAUAAUACCACGCGUUCAUGGUAAUAAUUUUCUUGAGAAUUAUACUGAAAUUCAUGGAUUACCAAGUCCCGGUAGAAACGUCAACCGCAUUACCCAAUCGCUUACACUAUUGCCAGCUGAAACGAGUUAUAAAUCG